AUGGCUGCAGAUGGCCCCAAGCCCGGCUUCCUUGGCAAUCUUAAUGAAAGUCAGGAAGCCAAGCUACAGAAGUUGUGGUCUGUACUGCUAAAGGCUGCCGAACUUCCCACCCCCGAUGAACCCAAUGGCAACGGCAACGCCACGGAAAAUACCACACCGGCCAGUCCAGUCCAGCCACAACGCCGACAGUCCCUGCUUAGUCGUACUCAAAGCAAUGUUUCCGACAAGCCCAGCGUUAGCGCUGCCUCCCCCUAUCAACAGAAAAUGCUGGCAUACUUGCGUGAGCUCGGCAUCGGCCCCCAGGAAACAAAAAUGGUUCAAAAGUCUCUGUCGGAGAUCACCCCAGCUGAGCUUCGGGAGGGUAUUCUUGAACUUUUGAAACAUGACCACCCCGAUGGUAUGAUGCUUCGCUUUCUUCGGGCCCGCAAGUGGGAUAUUCCCAAGGCCUUCGCUAUGAUGAUGGAAGCGAUUGUGUGGCGCGUCAAAGAAAUGCAUGUCGAAGACGACGUAAUGGCCAAGGGUGAACUCCAUGCUCUCAAACAGUCGAAGGACAAUGCGAACGCCAAGGAGAAGAAAGAGGGUCACGAUUUACUCGCUCAGAUGCGUAUGGGCAAGAGCUAUGUCCACGGCACAGACAAGCUCGGUCGGCCAAUCGUUGUGGUACGCGUCCGCCUACAUAAACCCGGCGCUCAGAGCGAGGAGACCCUUGAAAGAUACAUUGUCCAUGUGAUUGAGUCUGUUCGCUUGGCCAUGGCCUCCCCCGUAGAGACUGCAGCAGUUGUUUUUGACAUGACCGGUUUUGGACUUUCCAACAUGGAAUAUCCCCCUGUCAAAUUCAUUCUGAAAUGCUUUGAAGCCAAUUAUCCGGAAUCACUCGGUAUUCUACUGAUCCACAACGCGCCCUGGGUAUUUUCUGGUGUUUGGAGGCUCAUUCGAGGCUGGAUGGAUCCGGAUAUUGCCGCCAAGGUUCAAUUCACUAACUCUGUGAGCGAUAUGGAAAAGUUCAUCUCUCGGGAUCAAAUUGUCAAAGAGCUGGGAGGCUCUGAACAGUGGGAAUACAAGUACAUCGAGCCUGAAGAGAACGAGAAUGCGACCAUGCAAGAUACAACAACGCGCGAUGCUUUAAUCCGGGAACGUCAGCAAAUCGGCGAAGAGUUUAUGGCCUUCACCUCUGAAUGGAUCGAGGCGGCCAACUCACAGGACAAGUCCAAAGCUCAAUCGGCCGCUAGCCAACGCACCUACCUCGCUGAGCGCUUGCGGGUCAAUUACUGGAAGCUUGAUCCAUAUGUCCGAGCUCGCCUCUGCCUCGAUCGUAUGAGGGUGAUUCAGAAGGAUGGAAAGGUCAAUUUUUACCCCAAGGAAGAUGAUAUCGAGGAGACCAAAGAGUCCCCCAAGGUCUCGGAAUUUCACCAUGUGGAAAGCAUAAAUGGGACUGCCACUCAAACUCCUGUUUCAUAG
This is a messenger RNA of Penicillium waksmanii, 1458 nucleotides long. Its product is annotated as CRAL-TRIO domain-containing protein. The record is from RefSeq and is a predicted model, not a curated record. The coding region runs from base 1 to 1458 and encodes 485 amino acids. NCBI's taxonomy places the organism in Eukaryota, Fungi, Ascomycota, Eurotiomycetes, Eurotiales, Aspergillaceae. The transcript is spliced from 4 exons.